AUGCCGAUAACAAUAAAUUUAAAUGAAAUAAAUGAUCAAGAACUAACUAAAAAUUGGUUGGAUUUAUAUGAUACAAUAUUCACGGAUUGUGAUUCUGUUCUCUGGCAGGAUAACAGUGUAAUUGCGGGAGCCCCGGAAACCAUUAAUGCCUUACAAAAUCUCGGCAAGCGGGUGUAUUUUGUAACCAACAAUAGUACGAAAACCCGUUCGGAAUUGUGUGUAAAAGCCCGUGGCAUGGGUUUUCAGGUUACAGAAGAACAAAUUAUUGCACCCAGUUAUACCAUAGCCGAAUAUUUGAAAUUGAAUUUAAAUUCCGAACAAAAAGUCUAUCUUAUUGGCAGCCCCGCCAUGGCUAAAGAAUUAGAUUCUUUGGGUAUUGAACAUUUUGGUUUGGGUGAAGAUAUUGUUGAACCCAAUUGGGCAUCCAUUUUACCCGAUAUAGAUGAACAGACGAGAAGGGAAAAUAUUGGUGCCGUCCUAAUCGGAUUCGAUGAACAUUUCAGUUAUAAUAAAAUGAUAAAGGCUGCCAAUUUUUUGGUACAAAAUGACGAGUGUUUGUUUUUGGCUACCAAUGUUGAUGCGGUUUCGAAAUUCCCAAAAUAUUCUGUGCCCGGAACGGGUGCUAUUUUGCGGGGAAUUGAGGCAUGUGUGGGCCGAGAAGCUGUUGUCAUGGGUAAACCAAAUCCAGUGGUGUGUGAACAGUUGUUACGAGCGGAAAAUAUAAAACCGGAGAGAUCGUUGAUGAUUGGGGAUUGUCACAAAGCCGAUGUGUUGUUUGGAAAAAAUUGUGGCUUUGCCACUAUGCUGGUGGGUACUGGGCGCUAUAAAUGGUCGGAUGUUCUAGAAUUGCAGAAAAAUGAUUCGAAGCAAUAUAUACCCGAUUUUUAUGCUUCGUCGCUGGCGGAUUUAAGAACUUACCUUUAA
This is a messenger RNA of Musca vetustissima, 924 nucleotides long. Its product is annotated as glycerol-3-phosphate phosphatase. Gene Ontology annotation, cellular component: cytoplasm. Lineage: Eukaryota; Metazoa; Arthropoda; Insecta; Diptera; Muscidae. Gene Ontology annotation, molecular function: phosphatase activity. The record is from RefSeq and is a predicted model, not a curated record. Bases 1 to 924 code for a protein of 307 amino acids. The transcript is spliced from 3 exons.